CUUUUGCGGAUAGAGGGUGUCGCGUGGUCAGUGCAACGAAUCCCCACGGCCGUUAAUAUCGGUUUUCCAGACCGGAAGUGAUAAAGCAAAACAAAUGGGAAAGUAUGAGCAGUAUGAGUGAACCAGUGUACGCAAGGAGAGGUGUAGAGGCGGUAUACCUAUAGAAAUGCAAUGGAUCAUCGACUUCCGUUCUGACUGAGAGGUCGCAUGUCGGCCAUAUAUUUAUUAACAGUUUUUAUCAACUUUAUAAUUUAUUUUUAAAAACUUUUACAUUUUAAUCAUCUUUUUUUUUGUGGUCGUAAGUCGACGACCAAGUGUAUUGGGAACAGGAACGAAUAAAAGUUUUUCAAACAUGUAUUCAUUACAAAAUGACACCAGAGUUAUAGGUAUAAGAUUCAAACUGGAAAGAAACAUAAAUUCAAAAUAAAAAUCACAAAAUGAAGAAGACAUAAAUUUGUGUUUAAAUUUAUGUGAAGUUUUGAUCUUUAAGAUGUUAUGAAGUUUUUUGUGUUAAAGAAUUCUGCCACCUUCAUGAAUGUACGUUUGUUGCAGUAAACAGAGCCUAAUAUAUCAGAGAUUUGAUCCAGUUUACAUAAUUAUCAGUACCAAUCGGACCACCUUUGGAAAUGUAUAUACAUGGUCUGACGACAAAGUUAACAAACUCAUUGCGGCAGUGAUCUAAUUGAAGCUCCCAGCAUUCUCACGACAGCACACCAAAACACUCGUAAAAAAUAGACGGCACUCAGAAAGAGGCUACCAAAGAUCAACAACACAGCUGUGAAACGCUGAUAUGCCAAUGUCAUCAAACCAUACUGGGGUUUCUGUCCACUGCUGCCAUGGGAAGCACAUGGUGUGAGUUUGCAGACUUUAUUGUCAGACCUUGUAUCUACUAUUAUAUGGUCCUGUCACAAGAAAUUCACUAAGCAUUAAUAGCAUCCAAAAGUGAUACAGAACAUCUCAGAUCUUUCAUAAGAAUUGAAGUUUCCAGGCUGAAGAAACAUACUGUGAUCUUGGGUGGAUACACACAUCUCAUGGAACAAAUUUCAUCAUCUACUGUGAAGAUACUCAUCUUGCCCCACUAGAUCUUUGCAAACCUUGUAAGUUUGAUGCGGUUAUUGUAAGUCAAACAGUGUCAGUGGAAUACUUGCAAGCCACCUUCUUACAAUAUCCAGCGAGCAUCAUGUGUUAUGAAUGAGUUUAAAGGCUGUAGAAGAUCCUGCAGUCUUUUGCAACAAGAGUUCCCAAAGUUGUAAUACUGAGGGUUGAAGAAAUACAUGCUGCUCUAAUGGAAACCACAAACUGUAUGGAUUUCCUGAAGGUUGAUCCUGGAUUGAGUGAUGGAACAUGUCCAACAUCUUCUCACGAUGCAACUCAGGUCAUUGACAUAAAAGUUGAGGUCUCAGAUACUCAAGAAGUGGAGGAUCCUCUGCUAAUAACAUUACCAGAAAUAAAGGCUGAACAUGAGAACUGUGUGGAUUUCCUGAAGGUUGAACCUGGAUUGAGUGAUGGAACAUGUCCAACAUCUUCUCAUGAUGGAACUCAGGUCAUUGACAUAAAAGUUGAAGUGUCAGAUACUCAAGAGGUGGAGGAUCCUCUGCUAAUAACAUUGCCAGAAAUGAAGGAUGAACAUGAGAAUGGUGUGGAUUCCUUGAAGAUUGAACCUGGUUGGAUUGCCAAGACAUGUCCAACAUCUGAUGAUGGAAAUGAGAUGAUUGAUAUAAAUGUUGAAGAGGAUCCUAUGCCAGUAACAUUCUCUGGAGCAGAGGCUGAACAGGAGACUGCGCCAAAUGCGCAUCAGCCCACAUAUAAUGUGGCCCAUCAAUAUUCUUGUGAUGUAUGUAAUAAGCCAUUCAAUCAGCAGAGUGAUCUGAAGAGACAUAAACACGUUCAUAGUCGGGAGCGGCAAUUUUCCUGUAAUGUGUGUAAUAAGUCAUUCAGCCGGCAGAGUAGGGUGAAAUACCAUCAACGCAUACACAGUGGGGAGCGUCCGUUUUCCUGUAAUAUAUGUAACAAGUCAUUCAGUCAACCAAAUCAACUAAAGCAACAUCAACGAAUGCAUAGUGACGAAAGGCCAUUUUCCUGUAACAUAUGCAGUAAAUCAUUCAGUUAUCCUGCUUCUCUGAUUGAACAUCAACGAAUACACAGUGGGGAGCGGCCAUUUUCUUGUAACAUAUGUAACAAGUCAUUCAGUCAGCGAAAUACACUGAAGCAACAUCGACGCGUACACAGUGGAGAGCGGCCAUUUCCCUGUAACAUAUGUAACAAAUCGUUCAGUCAGCAGAGUACUUUGAAAAAACAUCUACGCAUACAUAGUGGGGAACGGCCACUUUCCUGUAAUAUAUGUAAGAAAUCAUUCAGUCAACCAAAUCAUCUGAAGCAACAUCAACGCAUACACAGUGGAGAGCGGCCAUUUUCCUGUAACCUUUGUAAUAAGUCAUUCAGUCAACAGAGUACUUUGAGAAAACAUCAACGCAUUCACAGUGGGAAGCGGCCACUUUCCUCGUAAUAUGUAGUAAGUCAUUUGGUCAGAAUGCUUCAAUAGUCCAAUGCAUGCACAGUACAGAGUAACCAUUUUUCUUUAUCAUGUGUAAUAAGACAUUCAGUCUCCAGAGUUAUCUGAGGACACACCGCCAUGUAUAUAGUGAGUAGCAGCAUUUAGCUGUACUGUGUGCAGUAAAUAAUUCAGUAGAGGGAGUAAUCUGAAUACAUAUUGUCACAUACACAGCAAGUGGCAUCAGUAUUUUGGGGAUAUGUAUACAAAUCUGUUAUCUGCAAAGAAGUUAUUGUGUGCGUGCUGCAGAGUGUCCUUGAUUCCAUCAAUGUUAGGUAUUUUAGUUUUAGAAUCUGGUUGACUAUUAAUACUUGCAUAUCUCAGUGUGAAGAAGAAAAACGUGUUCUGAGAUUGUGUACAGGCUUGUCAGGCUUGUUUCUCAUUCUCCCCUUGGGCUGCAACUGAGCUGAUGUAUGGCAAGAAAUAUUUGGGCACUAGUUGCUUCUGCACUGUGGGAAACAGGGUGAUUUGCUGUAACAAGGUCCUGCUAUAACGUGUACACAUAAUGCAAUCUUUAUUUCAGUUACUGGACUCAACCAAAUUCUCUGUGGAAAGUGGCCAUAUAUAAAGCACUCAGAGUUCUAGUUAAGGUAGUGAUGUAAAGAAAAAUAAAUAUUAUUUGUCUCGUGA
This is a messenger RNA of Cryptotermes secundus, 3181 nucleotides long. RefSeq names its product zinc finger protein OZF. Gene Ontology annotation, biological process: regulation of transcription by RNA polymerase II. Gene Ontology annotation, molecular function: RNA polymerase II transcription regulatory region sequence-specific DNA binding; DNA-binding transcription factor activity, RNA polymerase II-specific. Lineage: Eukaryota; Metazoa; Arthropoda; Insecta; Blattodea; Kalotermitidae. The coding region runs from base 1286 to 2506 and encodes 406 amino acids. The record is from RefSeq and is a predicted model, not a curated record. Gene Ontology annotation, cellular component: nucleus. The transcript has 8 exons.